AUGAGAACUGCACUGAGUGUAGUGGUGAUUGUUGCGGCGGUAGUUCAGCAAGCAAGUGGAACGUUAUUUUGGGGCACAAAUAAAUACUUCCCGAGCCCAUCGAACUGUGACAACAAAUGCUCAGACAACCAGAAGUCCGGAUUCGACUGGACGGGCCUUGGACUUGGAUCUUUCUCUUCAUUCGGUGACUUUGACUUCUCGGGAUUCACGUGCGGUGAGCGAAAGCCACCUCAGAGUAACUUCCAGAGCAAAUGCAUUGAAGGCAAACUGUUAAGGGGCCUCACAGAUGGCAGCCCGGAAAUCUCCCACCGGAAGUCCAACGGUUUCUCAAUCACUUCGUUCCAGAUCACAGUCGAUGAGGACACAGACAUCGGCUUCGUGUAUACCAUGCCGGAUGGCUCGACCUGCAAACAUACCACCCUCUGUUCAAAGGGUGGCUCUGAGGUGCCGAACACACAAUGCGGAGGCGCAGUGUCGGUCAAAUUCAGCCUCCCUAAGUACAGCGAGCUGGAUGAUUGUGGUUUCGCAAUUCACAAAAUCACCUUCGACUGCGGACCCCCGGAAAUCCCCAGCAAGCCCGUAGUGACUCCCACAGACGAAAUUUCGUCGUACCCAGUUAGUUCCCCGCCAGCCUCUGAGUCGGAAAGCCAGUCAUAUCCUAUGUCUUUGACCCCGACUUCCCAGCUUUCGGAAUCAAAUAUUGUAACUAUACCUUCCGAAUCGUAUCCUACGGGAACUCCGCCACAAACGCCUUCAGAAACGUAUCCUCCGGGAACGACUCCGGGAACGCCAUCUGAAACAUACCCUCCAGGAGCUACCCCGGGAAAACCCUCAGAGCCAUAUCCCUCGGGCACUCCUCCGGCAAGUCAAUCUGAAACAUACUCUCCGGGAGUUACUCCAGGGAACCCGUCAGAAUCAUAUCCUCCGGGAAGUACUCCGGGAACUCCUUCAGAAACGACACCUCCGGGGACGAGCCCUUCAGAAGUCUCACCUUCGAGAAGCACUCCCUCAGAAGCGAAUUCGCCUGGAACUGCUCCUCCUGUCGUCACUCCUCCGGGAACAACCCCAACUCCAACAGAGGUUGUAUCUUACUCCACCUCAACAUUUUUUACCACAUCCAUGCUUGUUGUUACUAGCUGUGCUCCAGAAGUCAGUUCAUGUCCUACCGAUUCUACUGAAGUUAUCACUACAACAAUCGCUAUCUCAACCACACUCCCAAUAACUAUCACGCCAACUUCGCCCGAUCCAGUCAUUACAGGCUCAUUCCCUACUAGCUUAACCCCAGCAUAUCCAACUCCUACGAGCCCUGCAGAUUCAACUAGUCCUCCUAUCGGCGAAUCAACGGCAACACCACCUGCUUCCAAUGGGUCAGCAGUCACGCAAACCCCUCCGUCAGACUCGGCUAUCACGGAAAUUACAUAUACCACCAUUACUACUUGCCCAGUCACAGAAACCAUCACCUCUGGUACCGCCGAAAUAACAAUUACUUCUAAUACAGUUUCUACUAUUACAGUGACCACCACCGGUACCGUGUGUCCGGGAUGUCCAGUUCCUACACACCUGGGCCAACCCGAUACUUCCUAUCCAGCUGGUUCACAGCCGCCACCUCCGAUCACAUACUCAGCUCCAUCAGGAGCAGUAACACCUCGCCCUUCGUCAGCAGCCCCAGUUACAGAUUCACCUAGCCCUUCAACUCCUGCUCUGCCACCAGCUAUUCCCAUCGAAGCUCCAUGCCCCAAAGUCGUCCCACAGUGUCUAAACACCUGGCUCAACUUGGUUCCAAAGUGUAGCUCGAACAGUGAUAUUAGCUGUUUCUGUCCUUCCUCCGAAUUCACAUCCGCGGUAAUCGCAUGUAUCCAGUCCUGGGGUGCUUCUGACGAUGAAAUCCAAUCCGCUCUCUCCUAUUUCACUGGCAUCUGCGCUGCAGACGUCCCGAAAAACCCUGGGAUCAUCACCGCGAUCCCGUCAACAAUUACUCUAACCCCACCACCUGCUCCAACACCCCCCGCAGCUCAAACCGGCGGCCCAGCUAUCGUUACCCCUCCACCCCAGCCCCCAUGCACCACAAUUACCGUCUCUCAAGUGAUAACAGUCUCCGGAUCGGAGCCUACCACCCGCACCACCAUAGUCACUGUCCCACAGGUACAAUUCGUCACGGAAACUGUAUCUGGUGCAACCACUGGUGUCAAUGUCGGGCUUGUUCCAGGCACCACGGCACUCCCUGCAGAGGUUCCGACAUACGGCCCAUCCUCAUACCCGACAGCCAACCAGCCUUCAACCCUCGCCACUCUUCCGGUCUCGCCAACCGGCAGUGAAACUCUCAAUCCUUACACCGGAACUGGAGAUGCUUUCUCCUUGUCCAUUCCCUCUACCCUGUGGAUCCUUUCUGCCGUCACCAUUGCUAUGUGCGUUUUGCAGUAG
Molecule: messenger RNA, 2421 nt
Organism: Blastomyces gilchristii SLH14081
Lineage: Eukaryota; Fungi; Ascomycota; Eurotiomycetes; Onygenales; Ajellomycetaceae
Exons: 4
Coding region: 1-2421 (806 amino acids)
Source: RefSeq, a predicted model, not a curated record